Messenger RNA from Rhinopithecus roxellana (golden snub-nosed monkey), 2263 nucleotides. RefSeq names its product apoptosis inducing factor mitochondria associated 1 (gene AIFM1). The transcript has 16 exons. Bases 231 to 2072 code for a protein of 613 amino acids. Gene Ontology annotation, cellular component: cytoplasm; mitochondrion. Gene Ontology annotation, biological process: mitochondrial respiratory chain complex assembly; apoptotic process. The record is from RefSeq and is a predicted model, not a curated record. Gene Ontology annotation, molecular function: protein dimerization activity; FAD binding; NAD(P)H oxidase H2O2-forming activity. NCBI's taxonomy places the organism in Eukaryota, Metazoa, Chordata, Mammalia, Primates, Cercopithecidae.
AAUGUGGCAGCGAGUGCUACGCCUGCGCAGUAGGCCUCCGGUCGCCGUUUCCCUUCCCCGGCUCUAGCAGGCCGGCUUCUCUGUCCAAUGCCCACCCGGAGCUGGGAGGAGGAGUCUGCGUAGUGUGCGUGUGAAGAGACGGGGGAGCUGGCCGGGGCUCGCGGUGUUUGACCCGUCGGUCGUGCGUGAGAGGAAAGGGAAGGAGGAGGACCCGAAUAGCGGUCGCCGAAAUGUUCCGGUGUGGAGGCCUGGCGGCGGGUGCUUUGAAGCAGAAGCUGGUGCCCUUGGUGCGGACCGUGUGCGUCCGAAGCCCGAGGCAGAGGAACCGGCUCCCAGGCAACUUGUUCCAGCGAUGGCAUGUUCCUCUAGAACUCCAGAUGACAAGACAAAUGGCUAGCUCUGGUGCAUCAGGGGGCAAAAUCGAUAAUUCUGUGUUAGUCCUUAUUGUGGGCUUAUCAACAGUAGGAGCUGGUGCCUAUGCCUACAAGACUAUAAAAGAGGACGAAAAAAGAUACAAUGAAAGAAUUUCAGGGUUAGGGCUGACACCAGAACAGAAACAGAAAAAGGCCGCAUUAUCUGCUUCAGAAGGAGAGGAAGUUCCUCAAGACAACGUGCCAAGUCAUGUUCCUUUUCUGCUAAUCGGUGGAGGCACGGCUGCUUUUGCUGCAGCCAGAUCCAUCCGGGCUCGGGAUCCUGGGGCCAGGGUACUGAUUGUAUCUGAAGAUCCUGAGCUGCCAUACAUGCGACCUCCUCUUUCAAAAGAACUGUGGUUUUCAGAUGACCCAAAUGUCACAAAGACACUGCGAUUCAAACAGUGGAAUGGAAAAGAGAGAAGCAUAUAUUUCCAGCCACCUUCUUUCUAUGUCUCUGCUCAGGACCUGCCUCACAUUGAGAAUGGUGGUGUGGCCGUCCUCACUGGGAAGAAGGUAGUACAGCUGGAUGUGAGAGACAACAUGGUGAAACUUAAUGAUGGCUCUCAAAUAACUUAUGAAAAGUGCUUGAUUGCAACAGGAGGUACUCCAAGAAGUCUGUCUGCCAUUGAUAGGGCUGGAGCAGAGGUGAAGAGUAGAACAACGCUUUUCAGAAAGAUUGGAGACUUUAGAAGCUUGGAGAAGAUUUCACGGGAAGUCAAAUCAAUUACGAUUAUCGGUGGGGGCUUCCUUGGUAGCGAACUGGCCUGUGCUCUUGGCAGAAAGGCUCGAGCCUUGGGCACAGAAGUGAUUCAGCUCUUCCCCGAGAAAGGAAAUAUGGGAAAGAUCCUCCCCGAAUACCUCAGCAACUGGACCAUGGAAAAAGUCAGACGAGAGGGGGUUAAGGUGAUGCCAAAUGCUAUUGUUCAAUCGGUUGGAGUCAGCAGUGGCAAGUUACUUAUCAAGCUGAAAGACGGCAGGAAGGUAGAAACUGACCACAUAGUGGCGGCUGUGGGCCUGGAGCCCAAUGUUGAGUUGGCCAAGACUGGUGGCCUGGAAAUAGACUCAGAUUUUGGUGGCUUCCGGGUAAAUGCAGAGCUACAAGCACGCUCUAACAUCUGGGUGGCAGGAGAUGCUGCAUGCUUCUAUGAUAUAAAGUUGGGAAGGAGGCGGGUAGAGCACCAUGAUCAUGCUGUUGUGAGUGGAAGAUUGGCUGGAGAAAAUAUGACUGGAGCUGCUAAGCCGUACUGGCAUCAGUCAAUGUUCUGGAGUGAUUUGGGCCCCGACGUUGGCUAUGAAGCUAUUGGUCUUGUGGACAGUAGUUUGCCCACAGUUGGUGUUUUUGCAAAAGCAACUGCACAAGACAACCCCAAAUCUGCCACAGAGCAGUCAGGAACUGGUAUCCGAUCAGAGAGUGAGACAGAGUCCGAGGCUUCAGAAAUUGCUAUUCCUCCCAGCACCCCGGCAGUUCCACAGGCCCCCGUCCAGGGGGAGGACUAUGGCAAAGGUGUCAUCUUCUACCUCAGGGACAAAGUGGUCGUGGGGAUUGUGCUAUGGAACAUCUUUAACCGAAUGCCAAUAGCAAGGAAGAUCAUUAAGGACGGUGAGCAGCAUGAAGAUCUCAAUGAAGUAGCCAAACUAUUUAACAUUCAUGAAGACUGAAGCCCCGCAGUGGAAUUGGCAAACCCACUGCCACCCCGAAGGGUUGGAUGGGUAAAGGAGCAUUUUUUUAUUCUGCAGACUUUCUCUGUGUAUAAGUGUGAAUGAUCAAGUCCUUUGUGAAUAUUUUCAACUAUGUAGGCAAAUUCUUAAUGUUCACAUAGUGAAAUAAAUUCUGAUUCUUCUAAAUUAAA